AUGUCAAAUAUAGGCUACGAUUUAGACACAUCUGGGGGUCUUAUGCCCUUAAUUCGGGCGCUAAUAAAGCCUCCAGAUGAAGAAGUUAGUGUGCAGAAGGCAAAGAAAUCUCAACAUCCAUAUUACAAGCGGCCUGGAAAAGGCCACAAUCAUGACUCCUGCGAUGCUUGUGGGGAAGGUGGAGAUCUUAUAUGUUGUGAUAGAUGUCCGGCUAGUUUUCAUCUUGGUUGCUAUGAUCCACCGUUAGACCCAGCUGAUAUACCAUCAGGGCUUUGGCUUUGUAAGCAAUGUACUGCAAGUGAUGAAAAACCAGCUAGUACUAAAUCAAGUAGAGCUCAAUCUCCUGCCGAAACCAAGAAUGAGAAUGAAAAGAAAACAAGGUCCCUUCGUAAUCGUGCAAACUCCAAGAAGAGUAAAGAUGAACUUGAGGAAAAUGAAGAGGAAGUAAAAAAUGAUAAGGAUUUAACCCCAAUGGAGAUACUAGUUAAAGCUGCUCGUGUGAUGAAUCCGAAACAAUUUGAUCUACCCCAAGAGAUGAAGCAGCCAUUUCUCUUUCCUGGCACAGAUAAAGAGGGCAGUAAAAAUGGUAAUGCUGCAUUAAUAACAGUCGAUUCGUGGGGAUGUGUGCCUCUGCCAGCUAAGACAUGCUAUGUUUGUCAAGGUACUUGCAAACUGGCUCCACUAUUACAGUGUGAUUAUUGUCCGGCUUUGUUUCAUUUAGACUGUUUGGAUCCACCGCUGACUGCAUUACCGACUGGACGUUGGAUGUGUCCUAAUCAUGUUGAGAAUUUCAUUGAUUGGAAGUUAGUGUCGUCAAUAUCUGCUGUAGAGCGCGCAGCACUAUGGGAUAGAUUCGGUGCACCGAUUGACCAACACGCAGUCAAGGUGGACUUUAUACGGCGCGCGCGCAGGCACACAUAUCGAGUUCCAAUGGGUGUACGGGGACGAGUAGUUGUGCCCCGAUGCGUACGCGCCCACUACCGCCGUCCGCCACCGCUGCUACCUUCGCGCAGGGAACACGUUCGCUGUCGUAAUGUUUUAAAAAAUCGUCUCCCAUCUGAAUCUGAGUCAGAGGAUGAUGCAGAGUCCACACACAAGAUAUGUUUGAACACAGAUUGUCCAAAGUACUCUGAAGGGGAGUGUCCAGUUGAGAAACCAGAGUUGAUUGGAGCCAGCGCUAAGGAUGCUGAAGAUGAUCUUAAAGCUAUUGAAGGAGAUGUGGAGGCACCAAAAUCAGAAGACAAAUCUUCAGAGUCAUCGGACUCAGAUAUAGACCCGGAUUAUCUGCUUCGAGUCAAGCGUCGUAAGGCGCGUUCAGAGGACACAAGUCCAGGCAAGAGGGGAAAAGGGGAGAGAGUGAAGUUGCGAGGGGGACAAGAUGUUGAGGAGCUGUUGGCCGUCGUUGAAAAACAGCUAGAUAAGCUGGAUGAGAGGCUGGUCCGGGUGUUGGCAUGGCAACGGCUUCAAGAGGUGGCUCUUGGUGAACGGGCCUCAGGCAAAUGGCGUGCAGCCACUGACGAAUUAGGUUCGAAGGCAGCAGCAGCCAUACGCCAUGUAGAGAGAUCACAGUUGGCCAAGCAUGGACUUCGCUGCACUACUUUACCAUCGGAGCUGUUAGCACGAGCUGAUAGAGAGAGAAUAGCGACCUUAGUGUGGGGAGCUCCGCCCCCCAAGAACCCCGUGGCAAUUAAGAGCGAAGCGCUAGAAGCUGCUCUGAAGAGGAUGAUCGCUUGUAUUACUCAGCUGCAUCAAACAGAUGGCAAAACUGGUGACGUCACCUUGGGUGUGUCAAUUCCGAUGCGUUUGUCUUCGCUGACAAUCGGAACGGACGCAUCUUGUGGCGUGCAAUUGGAUUCGUACUGCCGACACGUGUCCGGGAAACACGCUGUUAUCUUUAAGGAUGAGGUGUCUGGACAUUUUGAGCUGAUCAAUUACUCCGAAUGGGGAACUGUCGUGAACGGAGUGAUGUACGCGUGUGAGCUGUCCGGAUGCGAUUCCAAACAAGAAGACGAAGAAACCCGACCGAGCGCGUUACGCCAUCUCACGGACAAAACACGUAAGGAAAGAAGAUUAAAAGACGCCAUAACCCAACCGCUGGGCGACGAGCGCGAAUGCCAGUGCCCGCUGACCCCGCCCUCCUCUUCAGCAGCAUGGGAGGGUUCUGCCUUGGUCCCGCACGGGGCUCUACUGCAGUUUGGAUGUCUGCUCUACGUGUUCAGCGAUGCUGACCCAAAACCCUUCCCGUACGAGCAGCCUAUUGAAGAGCCAGCUCUAUAA
Messenger RNA from Leptosia nina, 2277 nucleotides. NCBI's taxonomy places the organism in Eukaryota, Metazoa, Arthropoda, Insecta, Lepidoptera, Pieridae. The record is from the annotation of a GenBank genome assembly.